This is a messenger RNA of Ochlerotatus camptorhynchus, 1582 nucleotides long. RefSeq names its product probable cytochrome P450 6d5. Gene Ontology annotation, molecular function: heme binding; iron ion binding; oxidoreductase activity, acting on paired donors, with incorporation or reduction of molecular oxygen. The transcript has a single exon. Bases 27 to 1559 code for a protein of 510 amino acids. The record is from RefSeq and is a predicted model, not a curated record. Lineage: Eukaryota; Metazoa; Arthropoda; Insecta; Diptera; Culicidae.
CAUUUGUCGAAGCCACAGUGUGAACAAUGUUUUUAGCACUCCUUGCCUUGGUGGGCCUGCUCACUGCCCUAAUUAUAUCGUAUCAGUUUCGAUACUGGACUCGUCGAGGAGUUCCCCAGCUGCAGCCAUCGUUUCCGUUCGGUAAUUUCGGUGAGUUCUUCCGUCAGCAGCAUGGGAUACCGAUGACCUACGCCAACCUAUACGCCAAAACCAAACACCUGCCGUAUGCCGGGAUUUACCUCUCGAUCCAGCCGUCGCUGCUCAUCAACGAUCCGCAGAUGGUGAAGAACAUUCUUACCCGAGAUUUUGAGCACUUUCACGACCGAGGUGUGCACGUGAAUGAAGAAACGGAUCCCUUGAGCGGGAAUCUCUUCUCGCUUGGUGGCGUCAAAUGGAAGAACCUGAGAGCUAAGUUAACCCCCACGUUCAGUUCCGGUUGCUUGAAAGCAAUGUUCCCGAUUUUGGUUCAGAAGGCAAUGCUACUGCAGAAUCGUUUCCAGAUAGAAACUUCCUCCCAAGGUGCCAUUGAGGUGAAGGAAAUGGCCACUCGAUAUACAACGGAUGUUAUUGCUUCGGUUGCGUUCGGAAUCGACAUCGAUUCCAUCAACAACAAAGAUGAGCUCUUUCACACGAUGGGAAAAAAAAUAUUCAAACAAGAUUUGCAAACUUCACUCCGAUUGGCCUUAGCAAUCUUUUUUCCACGAUUGAAAGCACUUUUGGGAUUCAACAUGGUAGCGCCGGAAAUUGAGGAUUUCAUGAUUAAUGUAGUUCAAAAAACGUUGGACCAACGCGAGCGAGACGGAGUCCCUCGGAAGGACAUGAUGCAACUGUUACUUCAGCUGCGGAACACCGGGACCGUGUCUCUCAGCGAUGAACAAUGGAAGCUGGAUGCAACGACUACCGCCAAAAACCUAACAAUCAACGAAGUAGCGGCCCAAGCGUUCGUUUUCUUCGUCGCAGGCUACGAAACGUCCUCCACGCUGAUGUCAUUCUGCCUUUUUGAGCUCGCUCGCAAUUACGAAAUUCAAGCCAAAGUUCACCAAGAAAUCGACAGCAUCCUCUCACGAUACGGAGGAGCCAUCACAUACGACAAUCUAGCGGAGAUGAAAUACCUCGAGUGCUGUCUGGAUGAAACGAUGCGAAAGCAUCCACCAGUACCGUUUCUGAAUCGUGAGUGCACCAAAGCGUAUCGCAUUCCCGGAACGGAUGUGACAAUCGACAAAGGAACGCCUGUCGUAGUGUCGGUAUUGGGAAUGCAGCGGGACUCGCAGCACUUUCCGCAACCGUACGAAUUCCAACCAGAGCGGUUCAGCAGCAGUAGCAGCGGAGAGCAAGCGUCCCAAGACAAAGCAUACUUUCCAUUCGGUGGUGGACCCAGGCUGUGCAUAGGAUUGCGAAUGGGAGUGCUGCAGACGAAGGUGGCACUGGUGGCAUUGCUCGUCAAGUUCCGGUUCAGUUUGGCCAACAAAGAGGAUUACCGCAGAGAGCUACCGUUGGACGCCAAAUCGAUGCUUAUGGCAACGCGGGAUGGAAUUCGGCUGGUGGCUGAUGCACGAUGAUGCAUGCAUUAUUUAAAUUUAUU